Corticium candelabrum is the source of this 1112-nucleotide messenger RNA. RefSeq lists its product as uncharacterized. The record is from RefSeq and is a predicted model, not a curated record. The transcript has 10 exons. Bases 31 to 933 code for a protein of 300 amino acids. NCBI's taxonomy places the organism in Eukaryota, Metazoa, Porifera, Homoscleromorpha, Homosclerophorida, Plakinidae.
UCUCAAACUCGGUUAUUUACACUAAAUCACAUGACCUCUAAUCCGGGCUACCAUAUGGAUAAGGCUGCCUCGGCUGUACGUCGGGGAUCUGUGAGACUGUCAUCUCUUGGUUCCGGACACAGCGAGUUGAAACUUGUCAUCUCCGAGAGCAAGAACGUCAAGAAAAGCUGGAAGAAUGUGGCAAGAGCUCAACAGGGAGCUUCAUCGUAUCUAUCAAAAUGGGCAGAGAGUGAAGAGAACGUAGCCAUCCAAGAUGUCAUAUCACACAUAACAGAGCUGCACAGCAGCUGGACUGACAUACAGAAAGAUCUCAUCUGCGGCAUUAAGAAGAACGCGAUUGUGUAUGAAAGAAUUCUUGAUGCUGAGAAGGCUCUCGAUCAAGCAAAGAAAUACGUGGAGUCAUGUCAGGCAAAAGAGAAGAAAAUCAAGAAGGAAAUAGAGAGACUGGAGAAGAAAGGAGAGGACAGCAGCAGUCAGCAAAUGAAACUGGAGAAAGCAAAUCAGGCGGCUGAACUAGCUGUAGUCGAAUUGGAAGGUUGUCAUCGAGAAACAGAGGCAGCAAAAGCGUCUCUAUUGCGCACAGCUCUUUCUGAAUAUGCAGAAAGCUUUCAAAGGAUGGCAGCACAGUGUGGGAUUGUGUUUGCAGCCCAACAGAAACUGGCUGAUCUCAUUCCCAAGUUUCAUGCUCGAGAUUUGUCUGUUCCUCAAUAUGAAGGUUCAUCACAAGCAUCAUUAAUUGUACGAGAUGCUCACUUCCAACUAAGAACCGGAGCCUUUCCUUUUGAGUCGUCGACUUCAUUCACUGAAGAGAAAGAACCUCUUCCUCCAUCAUAUUCAUCGGUUCAUCCAGAUGAGAAAUUGGAACACGGUCACGUGGUUGCUGAAGAUAUGCAAGUUGAUAUUGGGUGGGGAUCGGAUGAAUUCGAUGACUGAAGUAAGAGUAAGGAUAGUCACUAAGGACUAAGGUACGUGUGUACGUAGUGGCAGCUGCAGACCGUGGGCGUGUUCUUUGGCAGGUAAAAAGCUGUUGUUGCUGGACAAUAAGCAUUAAACUUUAUUUGUAAUUAGUGUUAAUCAAUUAUGUAAAUUAUAAAUUUGUAUGUUGAUUGUUA